Messenger RNA from Colletotrichum phormii, 2837 nucleotides. RefSeq lists its product as uncharacterized. Lineage: Eukaryota; Fungi; Ascomycota; Sordariomycetes; Glomerellales; Glomerellaceae. The coding region runs from base 1 to 2835 and encodes 944 amino acids. The record is from RefSeq and is a predicted model, not a curated record. The transcript is spliced from 2 exons.
AUGUAUCCUGAUAACGCCCAUCCCGACAAUGCCUACGUGCAACAUCAACGUAUGUCUGUCUGCGGCCAAUAUCCUCCUCAAUAUUGGUCUGCUGAGACGCCAUCACAACACUCGUCCACACCAAACACCCUCCGCCCUCACCACGCAAGACAACAUUAUGCGCACGGCGUAGAGCGAGAAGAAGAAGACUCCAGCCCCCGGGAUCCCCUCUCUCCGCCGCCGUCUUUCGUGCCCCACGCUCCCUCACCACCCUCCCAGCAGCAACUUCACCCGAAGCAGAACAACUUCCCCGCCCCCGUCGUCAUCGGCAGCAUGUUCUCCUCCCAGAACCAGGACCCCUACACCUCUCAGCCGGCGGUCCACUUCAACGAGGCCCAGCUCGCCGUCGACGAGGUCACCAACCGCGCCCGUGGCAAAGGUUUCCGCGACGAGCUCACCAUCGCCGCCAACGGCUCCGUCACACCCGGCGUCGACGAUACCCCUUACCUCCGCUAUGCCUUGGAGGCCCUGACGAGAGAGCACGGCCACAGCGGCGGCUUCUCCCCCCCGUCCAGCGUCCCCUCCCCGGCCGAGAACACCGGCUACUACCGCGCUGCCGGAUACCUCCCGGACGACCUUCAGAGCCCUCUCAUCGGCGGCGACCCUGACUCCGGCUUCUCCCCCAUGGUCCCCGUCCCUACGCACACCCGGGACUCGGUACGCCGCCAGUCUCGGCCGCAUUCUAACGCCGGCGGCGCCGAGAGACCUUCCAUGUCCCUCGGCACACGCAUCAUCUCCAUGUCGCCGCCGCACUCGGCAGACUCGAGAUAUCAACACAACCAAGCCCAAACCCCGGCCGGCGCAAACCCAACCGAGACCACGCCAAAAUGGCUCCCCGUCAGCGAGAGGGAGAGCGUCUUCCCAGGCAUGACAAAGAUCGACACCAUCGACGAGGACCGCGCGAUCUACCCCCGCCUCAACUUCGUCCCCGCGAUCCUGCGUCUCCCCUCCCUCAUCGCCCUCACGACGCUCUGCCUCGUCAUGAUCGCCUGCCUCAUGGUCGCCGCCAUCUACUCACCAAUCCAACCCGGCCUCCUAACCUACGGCGAGACCAUCUACAGCGGCAAAUACUUCCUCUUCCGCAUCCUGCCCCAGCUCUUCGCCUCCUUCAUCUUCGUCUACGCCCAGUGCGUCGCAGCAGCAACCCUCCGCAUCCUCCCCUUCGCCGCCCUCUCCGAAGACGAGCCCCUCCGCCGCCGCAACGCCCUCUUCCAAAACCUCUACGCAAAGACCCUUCUCCUCCCGCAGCUCGCCGGGCCCGUCCACGUCAAAAUCGCCCUCGCCAUCCUCUGGCUCUCGGCUCUCGCGAUCCCCCUCGCCAGCGCCUCCUUCACCGUCAUCCUCGUCGACGUAUGGUACUGGACCGCCGUCCAGGGCGUCGUCUGGACCCUCGUGGCCCUGUACAUCCUCAUCCUCGCUGCCGUCCUCACCCUCCUCCUCUUCUGGCGCAACCGCGUCACAGGCCUCAUGUGGGACCCGCGCUCCAUCGCAGACCUCUCCGUCAUGAUCGCCCGAAGCAACACCCGCGACGCCUACCGCGGCGCAGAAGUCGCCCCGACACGCAAGAAGCUCCGCUCCCUCCUCCGCAACCGCAUCGUCGACCGCCUAGGCUACUGGAUGACGGACAACAACCAAGAAACCCCCUGGUACGGCCUCGGUACAGAACACUCCCAGGGCCACACCCCGUCCGACCUCCACUACGACAUCAAGAACGAAUCCUCCUCCUCCUCCUCCUCCUCCUCCUCCUCCGCAGACGACCGCGACAACGACAACGACCGCCGCUCCGUCACAUCAACCCUCCUAGCAGGCCGCUCCGCAAACCGCACCGCAAACCGCUCCAGCCUCGUAGAAACCUACACACUCCCCUGGUCCCUCCGCACCCCCCAAGUCCUCUUCUACGUCGUCGCCUCCACAAUCCUCCUCACAGCCCUCUUCGUCAUCUCCUUCCUCCACCGCACCUCCCUCACCGCCGGCUUCCGCCCAGGCGUCCCCGCAGCACCCUCCUCCGCCCGCGCAGGCGCCUUCUCCGCCGCGAACUUCCUCUACAGCUUCGUCCCCAGCCUCCUCGGCCUCGUCCUCCUCCUCGCCUUCCAGUCCCUCGAGCAGCAAUUCCGCAUCCUCCAGCCCUGGGCCGACCUCCUCACCACCACAGACGGCGCGCCGGCCUCCCGCUCCGUGCUCGCGGACUACGCCGCCUGUCUGCCGCUGCAAUCUACCUCGCACGCCCUCCGCAACGGACACUACCGCGUCGCCGCGCUCUCCGCGCUCUCCCUCCUCCUCGUCUUCCUCCCGGCCCUCGCAGGCGGGCUCUUCAUGGCUCUGACGGCCACCCGCGCCCAAGAAAGCGGCGUCCGCAUGUUCCCCAACGUCCCCGUCUUCGCCGUCAUUCUCGCUUUGUUGGUCCUCUACCUCGCCGCCCUCGUCUCCCUCCUCUUCGGCCGGAACCAAUACCGCCUCCCGCACGCCGUCACCUGCCCCGCCGAAAUCUUCUCCUUCCUCGCCAACGAGGACUGCGCGGCGGACCCGGCGUUCCAGGCUGCGCCCCGCUCGGCGGAGAAGCUGCGCGUCUAUCUUGGGGCCGGGCCCGGUAGCGCUGCUAGGGGUGCUUCGGCGGCGGCGGCGGGGAUGAGUCAGAGUGUUUGGGUGUUGGGGUAUGCCCCGGCCGAGUCGACUCGCGAUGGGGGGAGGAGGCUUGGGGUGAGGAGGUUGAAGAGGUUUACGGGGGAUGGUGGUGAGAAGGGGCCUUUUGGGAGGGGAGGCCUUCUUCGAGGGGGGGAUAUGAUGGGGAUGGUUUGAUG